GAAAUGCCGUUUGGCUCGGAGCAUAAGGAAAAUCGCUUGCGAAUCAGUUCAAUACCACAACCAACCAUGCGUGAGACCCACACGACCACUUUAGAAAGAAACGCAAAUGAAAGCACCACCUUACAAAUCGAUGAUAAAGAGCUCACUGAAGUGGCCGUGGUUCUGCGCAAGUUGAUGAAAAGUAACGUAACACUCGAACAACUCGCUAAACUUCUCGGUGAAGAUAUUGACAAUUCGACAAGUCAUUCGUCUCAAAUUGGUGCGCAACAUUCCACGGAACGAAUCAAAAACGAUGGUCUCAAGAAUGGUGCCACAAAAAUGUUCCUGAAAAGUCCAACGAGUGCAAAACAUUCAUCGCAAACUCACUAUAUUAGUCGAGCAGAGAUCAACGAGUCAAUAGAACGAUCGAAUGGGAUCAAUCAAAAUCAAUUGAACAACGAUCUUGGAAAUGAAUCAAAACGGCAACAGCAGCAAAAUCUGGACAAGCUAGAACACUUCAAACCAGAGGAAACGUCGACUGAGAUUGCAAGUCAAAACUCCAUUUUAACGAAUAUCUCAGAGAGUUUUCGAGAAGAUGAACCGAGUAAGACCUCAAAGAAAGCAGAAGAUGCUCACCACGAGAAUCGGAAAGAAAACGUUCUUCUAGCGAUGGACAGGUGA
Anisakis simplex (herring worm) is the source of this 660-nucleotide messenger RNA. The record is from the annotation of a GenBank genome assembly. NCBI's taxonomy places the organism in Eukaryota, Metazoa, Nematoda, Chromadorea, Rhabditida, Anisakidae.